GCCUCUGCUCAUGAUGCAGUGUGCUUGUGCAAGGCAGCUCUGCACUUGCAAUUGUGAGCUGAGAGCCAAGUGUGGGAGUGCACAACGGAGGUAACCACCUCCCCACAAAGCAGGCAGCUUUGCAUCAAGGGAGUAUCAGGUUCCUGUACUCAGCUGUGGGCUGUCACUGUCUUCUAAUGUGACUGUUUUCCCCAUCUCUCUGCAAGAAGGCAGAAGCUGCUAUCUGAUUGGUAUAGCAUCUCACUUUCCCUCUGCAUUGAUUUCUUCUCCUCCUCCUUUGCUUCAUAAAGAGAGGGAUAAGAGCUGGGGCUGUGGACAGAGACAAGAGGCUUCAUUUUUAGUAUGAGACAACCUCUAUCUUAUUUCAGGAGAGGGAAGUUGGAUUAUCAAUUCUUUUGUAAAUGUGUAUGGUGAUAUUUGCUCCGCUUUUUGCAAUCUUUGCAUUUGCAACAUGCGGCGGCUAUUCAGGAGGCCUGCGGCUGAGUGUGGACUGCGUCAACAAGACAGAAAGUAACCUCAGCAUUGACAUAGCCUUUGCCUACCCGUUCAGGUUGCACCAGGUGACCUUUGAAGUGCCCACCUGUGAGGGGAAGGAACGGCAGAAGCUGGCACUUGUUGGCGACUCCUCGUCCUCGGCAGAGUUCUUCGUCACCGUGGCUGUCUUCGCAUUUCUCUACUCUCUGGCUGCCACUGUUGUGUACAUUUUCUUCCAGAACAAGUACCGGGAAAACAACCGGGGCCCACUCAUUGACUUUAUCGUCACUGUCGUCUUUUCAUUCUUGUGGUUGGUUGGUUCAUCUGCUUGGGCGAAAGGACUGUCUGAUGUCAAAGUGGCAACUGAUCCCAAUGAAGUCUUGUUACUGAUGUCAGCUUGCAAGCAAUCCUCCAACAAAUGCUUGGCUGUCCAUAGCCCUGUCAUGUCCAGCUUAAACACAUCUGUGGUCUUUGGAUUUUUAAACUUUAUCCUCUGGGCUGGCAACAUUUGGUUUGUUUUCAAGGAGACUGGCUGGCAUUCCUCGGGACAGAGAUACCUUUCCGACCCCAUGGAGAAGCACUCUAGCAGCUAUAAUCAAGGCGGGUACAACCAAGACAGCUAUGGGUCAAGUGGUGGCUAUAGCCAGCAGGCGAGUUUGGGGCCCUCUUCCGAUGAGUUUGGGCAGCAGCCCAGUGGCCCCACUUCCUUUAACAAUCAGAUAUAGCCCAGUAUCACCCAAAUUCUUCUGGCAAUAGUCUCACCACCUUCCAUUUCAGUAGCAGAAGAAUUUUUUAAGAGUUUCAAUCAAUUAUUAAUGCAGAGAAUGUUGAAUGUAAAUCAGAGAUCUGUAGCCCUCAUUAAGACAGAAAGGCCUGGGUGGUGAUAAAUGGUACUUAGAGAUGAGAUGCCAUGAGGAGGAGAUGCAUUAUUCAUCAUAGAUGGGUAAUUAGAAAGUACCUUGUUAUAUACACAGAUAAUUUUAUGGUCAUUUUGUAUGUGUAUUGAAAUAGUGGAAGCAAUUUGUAGCUUAAAGUCUCUAGUGCAUAAUGUGCAUAAAGUAACUUAAAUAGUAUUGUG
This is a messenger RNA of Phodopus roborovskii (desert hamster), 1552 nucleotides long. RefSeq names its product synaptoporin (gene Synpr). Gene Ontology annotation, cellular component: synaptic vesicle; synaptic vesicle membrane. NCBI's taxonomy places the organism in Eukaryota, Metazoa, Chordata, Mammalia, Rodentia, Cricetidae. Bases 402 to 1199 code for a protein of 265 amino acids. The record is from RefSeq and is a predicted model, not a curated record. The transcript has 5 exons.